Tribolium madens (black flour beetle) is the source of this 875-nucleotide messenger RNA. RefSeq names its product ribulose-phosphate 3-epimerase (gene Rpe). Gene Ontology annotation, biological process: pentose-phosphate shunt, non-oxidative branch; pentose-phosphate shunt; carbohydrate metabolic process. Bases 37 to 729 code for a protein of 230 amino acids. Gene Ontology annotation, cellular component: cytosol. NCBI's taxonomy places the organism in Eukaryota, Metazoa, Arthropoda, Insecta, Coleoptera, Tenebrionidae. The transcript has 3 exons. The record is from RefSeq and is a predicted model, not a curated record. Gene Ontology annotation, molecular function: metal ion binding; D-ribulose-phosphate 3-epimerase activity.
UUCAAAUUGUCAAUUUUGCUUAAAAUUUUACAAAAAAUGGCUGUGCAUACAAAAUCAUUAAAAUGCAAAAUAGGACCAUCAAUUUUAAACGCCGAUUUAUCCCAGUUAUACGUCGAAUCUCAGCGCCUUUUAGACAACGGUGCCGAUUAUUUACACUUGGAUGUAAUGGACGGCCACUUUGUUCCUAACCUAACAAUCGGACACCCGGUGGUAAAGUGUCUAAGAAACAAAAUACGAAAUGCGUUUUUUGAAACUCACAUGAUGGUCUCGGAGCCGGCUAAAUGGGUGGAACCGAUGGCGGAUGCCGGCGUGAACCAAUACACAUUCCACAUAGAGCCUGUGAAAGACGUUAUCCCCCUUUGUCGGAAAAUUCGUGAGGCCGGCAUGCAAGUGGGGCUUGCCUUGAAGCCAGGGACUGGAAUUGAAGCAGUGCGCCAAUAUAUUGACCACGCUGAUAUGAUUCUAAUAAUGACGGUUGAGCCUGGAUUUGGGGGCCAAAAGUUCAUGAACGAUAUGAUGCCUAAAGUACAAUGGUUGAGACAUAACUACCCUGGACUGGAUAUUGAAGUUGAUGGGGGCGUGGGACUCAAUACAAUCACUGCUUGCGCAGAGGCUGGGGCUAAUAUGAUAGUAUCAGGAACUGCAAUAAUCAACGCAAAUGACCAAAAAGCGGUUAUAGCUAGUUUAAGAGAAACUGUUGAAAGCUCAAUUCAUAAAUGUAACGUUUAAGGCUGCCACUUUGUGAUUCAAGCAUUUUUUUUCUCUACACUGGAGGGUAAUAAGGUUGUUAUUGUUAAAGUUAGGUUUGAUUUGUACAUCUACUUUAUUUGUAUUUUUUAUUAUAAAUUUUAAUAAUAAAUCAUUGUUGGGGUAAA